AUGUCGACGCCGCAGGGUUCACGAUUCUCAGAGUACAAUCCCUCUGAUCAUCAAGCGCCGUUAUGGAUAGCCACCUCCAUCACAUUGGCCUACACUGGCCUCCUUCUCCUCGUUCGGCUGGCCAUCAAGAUCAAGCUGUUAGCGUUGGAUGAUCUCUUCCUUGCUGUCGCGCAUAUCGUGGGAAUCGCGCAAUGGGGCAUCAUGUAUGCUUCACUCAACGAUGGAGUCGGGAGAAAGGUCUUUGGCAUAGAGCAAUCCAACGCCGCCAAGGUACGCAUCCUGCCAUGA
Bacidia gigantensis is the source of this 288-nucleotide messenger RNA. RefSeq lists its product as uncharacterized. NCBI's taxonomy places the organism in Eukaryota, Fungi, Ascomycota, Lecanoromycetes, Lecanorales, Ramalinaceae. The record is from RefSeq and is a predicted model, not a curated record. The coding region runs from base 1 to 288 and encodes 95 amino acids. The transcript is spliced from 2 exons.